CUGCCUCCUCCUGGCUGCGCCCCUCCGGAGACCGGAGCCGGAGCCGGAGCCGGGUGGGCGCCCCGCCGGUGGUCCUGCGUGCGCCGCGGCCGACUUCCCGGUCAGGUCCGGCUCUUCCGCCGCCGGGCGGACGCGGCCCCCAGGACCUGAGCAGAUAAAACCGAUCAACACUUUGAAACAAACAGCUCCCAACCGAAGGAAUCAUUUGAUACUUACAUAUAUAAACUUUAGGACUUCUAAAGACAAUGGUGAAAGAAAAGAAAAGAGCGGACAAACGGGCGGAUAAGUUUUCCCGCUCUCCCUCCACUGAUAAUCCAGACUUUUCCACACCAGACAGCAACGCUGCUAGACAAGAACUGUCCCCCAGGGCUGCCCCACCAUUGGAAACGCAUCUCAGUGAAUCAGGGCUCAGAAAAGAGUCCAAUGACGAUGCCCAGCUGAAUGAAGACGCCACUCAGUACGAAGAGCCCAUUCUCACCAAACUCAUAGUUGAAAGCUAUGAAGGGGAAAAAGUCCAUGGACUGUAUGAGGGAGAAGGCUUUGCGGUCUUUCAAGGAGGCUGUACCUACCACGGUAUGUUUUCAGAAGGACUUAUGCACGGACAAGGGACUUAUGUUUGGGCCGAUGGACUGAAAUAUGAGGGGGAGUUUGUGAAGAACAUGCCCAUGAAGCAUGGCGUGUACACGUGGCCGGAUGGCAGCACCUAUGAAGGAGAAGUGUUACACGGCGUGAGGCACGGAUUUGGUAUGUUCGUAUGUGGCACGCACCCCGUGUCCUACAUCGGCCAAUGGUGUCACGGCAAGAGACACGGGAAGGGCUCUAUUUAUUACAACCAAGAAGGUACCUCUUGGUACGAGGGGGACUGGGUAUACAACAUCAAAAACGGCUGGGGGAUAAGGUGUUACAAGUCUGGAAACAUAUAUGAAGGUCAGUGGGAGGACAACGUGCGUCAUGGGGAAGGCAGGAUGAGGUGGCUGACGACCAACGAAGAGUACACGGGGCAGUGGGAGAAGGGCGUCCAGAAUGGCUUUGGAACACAUUCAUGGUUUCUAAAGAGAAUCCCCAACUCCCAGUACCCUUUGAGAAAUGAAUACAUAGGAGAGUUUGUAAAUGGAUAUCGUCAUGGCCAUGGAAAAUUUUACUAUGCCAGCGGAGCCAUGUAUGAGGGACAAUGGGUCUCCAAUAAAAAACACGGCAUGGGCCGAUUAACGUUCAAGAAUGGGCGUGUGUAUGAUGGCCCAUUUUCCAACGACCACAUAGUGGAGUUUCCAAAUCUUGAAGUUGAGUUCUUAAGUCACCUGGAUGGGUCUUCAGAAUCUUCCAUCAGUGCUGGUAGGGAAAUUAUCAGAAAGCUUGAUGGCAGUGAAAGUAAUUCUGUGUUAGGGUCGAGCAUUGAGCUGAACCUAAGUUUUUUGCUGAAUAUGUACCCCAAGGAACACCAAGCAGAGGAAAAGAAGCAGGUGGAAUAUGCUGUCUUAAGAAAUAUUACAGAAUUAAGAAGAAUCUAUAGCUUCUACAGCAGCCUAGGAUGUGAUCGCUCUCUGGAUAACACCUUUCUGAUGACAAAGCUUCACUUCUGGAGGUUUCUAAAAGAUUGCAAAUUUCAUCACCAUAAUAUAACUCUUGCUGAUAUGGACAGGGUAUUAAGCGCCAAUAAUGACAUUCCGGUUGAAGAAAUUCAUUCUCCAUUUACAACAAUACUUUUGAGAACAUUUCUGAAUUAUCUCCUGCAAUUGGCUUACCACAUCCAUCACAAAGAAUUCCGAAACAGAAGCCCAUCACUCUUUCUGUGUUUUACCAAACUGAUGACUGAGAACAUUCACCCAAAUGCCGGCCGCGUAAAAGGCAAUUUAUUCAGUGGGCAACAGCGGAUGCUCUAUUCCAUCAGCCACAUCAACAAGAGCUGGGAGAUUUACACGGUUUACUGCAGACCGCACGCGGCUCCUCCCCACGAGCCAUCCAUGAAGGUGCGACACUUCCUCUGGAUGUUGAAAGACUUUAAAAUGAUAAAUAAAGAAUUGACACCAGCCAAAUUUGUGGAGGUCAUCGCAGAGGAUAAUCCUUUCAUGCAUGAUGGCAUUGACAGCAACUUUGAACUUGAGCUGGUCUUCCUGGAGUUCUUUGAAGCUCUCUUAAGCUUUGCACUCAUCUCUGUUACUGACCAAAUGACUAAAUCCUACUUGAAUUUUCUGAAUGACGACUUGCCUGGAAACAAACAUGGAAGCCCCCGUCAGAACAUCCAGCACAGGAGUUCAAGUGUAGGAACAAGCCAGGAAUCUGAUCUGCAGGACAGCAGCACCAAGUCCUCUUCAAGCAAGCUAGGACCCAUGCUUGACCUCAGCAAAAUGAGGAAAUCAGAGCCCAAGAUCAGGAAGUCUCUGAGUGAUGAAAGAAUUUCCCAAUUGAAUUUUAAAUCUCCAGGAAAAGGCCUAACCUUUUUUUUACCUCAAAAUGAGAGAAAAGAGAAAUCUAAGGACGAACAAAAGGAAAAACUCACCGUCUGGAUCACGAGUAUGUAUAUCUUUUUUGUGAACAUGCUUUUCCAAGCACACAAACGUGUAGAAGCCCUCAAGGAGAAAGUCAGCAAAGACCGGCUACAGGACGCGGCCAUGGCCCAUCGGCGGAGGCUGGAAAACGAAGAGCUGGAAGCCAGGCUGAAUAGCUUGAGAGGGGAAGAGACCAAAAAACAAGACUCUGAGGUGGACAUCACUGUGAUCAAGGAGCCGAUCGACGCCCCGUCCUCCAGUUUCACAUCGAGCCCCCCUAAAGAGGACACCGUCGUGUCCCAAUCCAGCAAGCCCGUCACAAGCAAGAAGAAGAGAAAGUAACAGUUACUGGGUUUGUAAACAAACCCCAAGAACGAGAUGUAAAAGCUUAGAACCAAAGCUCUGUAACACGUUUCCUAAUAAAAUCGUGUUGUACCUUG
Acinonyx jubatus (cheetah) is the source of this 2926-nucleotide messenger RNA. Its product is annotated as radial spoke head 10 homolog B-like. The record is from RefSeq and is a predicted model, not a curated record. The transcript is spliced from 20 exons. Lineage: Eukaryota; Metazoa; Chordata; Mammalia; Carnivora; Felidae. The coding region runs from base 246 to 2828 and encodes 860 amino acids.